Athalia rosae (coleseed sawfly) is the source of this 1052-nucleotide messenger RNA. Its product is annotated as protein Asterix. Gene Ontology annotation, molecular function: protein folding chaperone. The coding region runs from base 310 to 642 and encodes 110 amino acids. Gene Ontology annotation, biological process: protein insertion into ER membrane. NCBI's taxonomy places the organism in Eukaryota, Metazoa, Arthropoda, Insecta, Hymenoptera, Athaliidae. Gene Ontology annotation, cellular component: endoplasmic reticulum membrane. The record is from RefSeq and is a predicted model, not a curated record. The transcript is spliced from 2 exons.
GAGACCCUGUACUGUCAGUAAAGGGUCUCUAGUUUGACCUACCUACAGAAGUUGAGCCAAGGCAGAGAUUAGGGGGGUUGUGCAAUCAUAUGUUGUGAAUUGUGAUUAACCGUCCUGAAUCUUAGCCUCAAGUGAUUUUUCGUCACGUUACAAAAAAUCUUGCUGUCGAUUGUUGUUACAUUUGUCACACCUAAAUAAAAAGAGAUCAGUAGCAAAUCUCACCAACUUACACCUGUGCGAAUUUUUUUGGCUAUACCUCAAAUUGCUGUCAACGAUUGUUCCUAACCUACAGAAUCCUAAAUUUACAAAAUGAACAACUCUUCAGAUCCACGUCGUCCUGACAAGGAAGUUCGGUACAAGCCGAUAAUCUCUAAUAGCCAGGCUCAACCGGGCGAUGAUUUGACGCCAGAUUAUAUGAAUAUAUUAGGAAUGAUCUUCAGCAUGUGCGGUCUGAUGAUGCGGCUUAAAUGGUGUGCGUGGGUUGCACUUUACUGUUCAUGCAUUAGCUUUGCCAAUUCUCGGGUCAGCGAUGAUACAAAACAAAUUUUAAGCAGUUUCAUGUUAUCCAUCUCAGCGGUUGUUAUGUCUUACUUACAAAAUCCCCAACCAAUGAGUCCACCUUGGGCAUCGGCUAUGCAGUAGAUUAUUUUAUUCAUUUGGGACUAACAAACCUUCUUACAUGUAUAACGUUCAUGUAUGUAACGUGAUAACUGAAGUUAAACCAUUUUCGUGGAUUUUUUAUCAUUCCAUAAGGCGUUGGGUCUCUAAAAUAUAAGGUUUCCAGUUCAAAUAAAAUAAAUUGAUAUAUUCUAAAGUCUUCACUUUUGUAUAUGUACAUACAUAAAAUAUACUAUAUUGGGUAUGAAUUUCAUAUUUACAGUGUAUCACAAUCGAUUCCUAAUUUUGUUCUUAGAAUGUAAGUGGUGAUGUAUGCCAAUGAAUUAAAUUUGAAAAUAUGACCAAUAAUUGGUUCGUUAUUAUAAUUAUCUAAUUUUGGAUACCACUUUAGAGUCUGGCCACUUGAAUAAAAAAUUUGGCUUUUGAUGUUCAAA